Spea bombifrons (plains spadefoot toad) is the source of this 1897-nucleotide messenger RNA. RefSeq names its product DnaJ heat shock protein family (Hsp40) member B12 (gene DNAJB12). Gene Ontology annotation, cellular component: endoplasmic reticulum membrane. Gene Ontology annotation, molecular function: Hsp70 protein binding. The record is from RefSeq and is a predicted model, not a curated record. Lineage: Eukaryota; Metazoa; Chordata; Amphibia; Anura; Pelobatidae. Gene Ontology annotation, biological process: cellular response to misfolded protein. The transcript is spliced from 9 exons. Bases 70 to 1185 code for a protein of 371 amino acids.
UAGCGACAGAAUUGUGAUGAUGCGUAUUGAGAGCGCCGCCCACUAGCCCCUGUUAGCAGCGAUUCCGCAAUGGAAUCAAACCGGGACGAAGCGGAGCGCUGCAUUGCCAUCGCCCUGGGUGCCAUCAACAACCAGAACACCGAAAAGGCCAUCCGCUUCCUAGAGAAAGCCCAGAAACUAUUCCCCACGGUUGAGGCCCGAGAGCUCCUAGAAUCCCUCACGAAAAACAGCCAUCCUAACGGCACCCAGUCCGACAGCACAGAACCUUCAAGUCCUCGUCGACGGAAGAAUGCAAGUGACUCCACUCCUUCUGCCAACGGGGAGGCUGGGGGUGAUACUGGCAAGACCUAUACGCCAGACCAGCUAGAGGCAGUAAAAAAAAUAAAACAAUGUAAAGACUACUAUGAAAUUUUGGGUGUGACCAGAGAUGCUACAGAAGAGGAUCUGAAGAAAUCUUACCGAAAGCUAGCACUGAAAUUUCACCCAGAUAAGAACCGCGCCCCUGGAGCUACGGAGGCUUUUAAAGCCAUUGGGAACGCCUAUGCAGUGUUAAGCAACGCAGAGAAAAGGAGGCAGUAUGACCAGUUCGGAGAAGAAAAGGUUAGUGCCUCAAGACAUGGGCACUCCGAUUUCCACCGAGGGUUUGAAGCAGACAUCUCUCCUGAAGACCUCUUCAACAUGUUCUUUGGUGGUGGAUUCCCUUCUAGUAAUGUUCAUGUAUACAGUAAUGGACGGAUGCGUUUUGCACAGAGGCAAGACAGGCGAGAUCACCAAGCAGAGGGUAGUUUUGGAAUGUUUGUUCAGCUGAUGCCCAUUCUAAUCCUCAUCAUAGUCUCUGCCCUCAGUCAAAUGAUGGUGUCCAAUCCACCUUACAGCCUGAGCCAUCGACCGUCUGUUGGUCACAUAAACAGAAGGGUCACUGAGCAGUUGAAGGUCCCUUACUUUGUAUCAGAUAGUUUUGAUGAGGAGUACACUGGGUCAAAUUUGAGAAGCGUAGAGAGGAGUGUAGAAGAAGACUUCAUAGCAAACCUUAGGAAUAACUGCUGGAAAGAAAAGCAACAGAAGGAAGGAUUGCUGUACCGAGCUCGUUACUUUGGGGACUCUGACCUGUACCAGAGAGCACAGAGGAUGGGCACUCCAAGCUGUAAUCGACUGAGUGAAGUUCAAGCCUCAAUGCAUGGCUAGUCCUUGCUUAGAAAGCACAGAUUUUUGAAGUAGCUGAAAUCUUUUGGCAGUUCCUAACAAACCAGGAGGACGAGCUAAAUGAAAACCACCUUUACUUCUUCACUCCCGGAGGGACUUUCAGCUCAUUGAUCGCUAAAACUUUGCAGGCCCCGAUAACAAUGGAAAUAUAUAUACAUAAAAAAAACUUUUAGAAAUGUCAACGCACAACACCUCUGACGUUAUUUGGCUUAGUUCAAUGUUAGGACCGGAUUGAAAAGCUGAUUUUUUUUCCUUUACAGAAUUUCUUCUGCUACCCAUGCACUGGUACCUUCAUUAUAACCCUUCUGUAUAUAGGAUGUAACACAAUUGUCAUGACAGUUUGCCAGGAAAAAUACUCUUUAUCACAAGUCUGGAUUUGCCACGGGACAGAGGCCUGAUUUACUUCUUUAAACUGUACUGAAAUCAGAAGACUUUUAGAACAAAGGAAAACAUUAUAGCAAGAAAAAAAGAAAUCUAUUUAGAAUUAAUUUAUAGCUGUAUAUAUAUUGUACUUUUAAAGCAAAAUAAUUAUGCAGGCAUUGGAUUACAUCUCUUAGCCAGUGUUCUGCCCUGAUAAUUAAAACUGUUGUGUGAAAUCUUCUGUGUAUUGGCAAGUGACCAAGACCUGGGUCUUUCAUAUUUAAAAUAAUUGCAUCUGAUGGAAUAUAUUUAAUAAAUCUAGAGACAUUUUAAA